AUGGGUACACACGCUGGUUCGAAGGGUGCCUCCCCUCCUAGCAGCCUGCGCACUAAUAUCCCCUGGUCUUUUGAAUGCCUUUGCUUGAAAUUUGUUCCCUCCCAUGUGCUGGAGCCUCCCAGCAGCUCUGCGUACGUGGAUGCCCUCGCUCCCUUCAUGGCCUUUCUACAGUGGAGGCUUAGGGCUAGGGUUGGAGCUGCAGCAAGUGCUGGAGUUGCGAGCUUGCUAUUGGAGACAUGCGCGCCAGCUGCUGGUGGGCUUGGUGCAUGCAGGCAUUCUAGGCUGGGUGAGUUGGAGCUGCUGGAGAUGGGCAGAUGGGCCGGGCUAUAG
Molecule: messenger RNA, 330 nt
Organism: Prunus armeniaca (apricot)
Lineage: Eukaryota; Viridiplantae; Streptophyta; Magnoliopsida; Rosales; Rosaceae
Source: the annotation of a GenBank genome assembly